CACUGUUAAUGGAGCGCUAGCAAGCUAGCAUGGGAGUGGUGUAAGCACUAUGCCAUGCAACCACAGUUACUGCAGUAGCUGGCUAGCUAAUCGCACACGCAAGGCACAACAAAUCUCCUGAACAUCAUCGUUCACGUAGCUGUUUUAGGCCACACAGGUUUUGAGGCACACGGUUGUUUGUUGGUGUUCGUGGUUUGCUCGCGAAUUUCGUAGCUCAGAAGCGGACCUAGCUCCUUGUUGCAGGGAGUCGUUUACGUUAGUAAGGAAAAUAAAGGUCUGGCGAUAAAAUGAAACAAGAAGGAAUAGAGGGCACGGAGAGGUUUUGCAGCCCUGGCAAAGGGCGAGGACUGCGAGCCUUAAAACAUUUCAAAGUAGGGGACCUCGUGUUCGCCUGUCCAGCGUACGCGUACGUCUUGACAGUGAAUGAAAGGGCUGCCCAUUGUGAAUUCUGCUUCACGAGACGAGAGGGCCUGUCCAAGUGUGGGAAAUGCAAACAGGCCUUUUAUUGCAAUGUGGACUGUCAGAAAGGCGACUGGGCCAUGCACAAACCGGAGUGCGCAGCCAUGUGUGCGUACGGCGAGAACUGGUGUCCCUCAGAGACCGUCCGGCUGGUGGCCAGAAUCGUGGUGAAACAGAAAGGGCACAAAGGACAAGACAGGAGUCCAUCCGAACGACUGCUAGCGUUAAACGAGUUUGAGUCACACCUUGACAAGCUAGACGAUGAGAAGAACGAGAUGAAUGACGCCGACAUCGCCGCACUUCAUCACUUCUACUCACGACACAUAGACUUCCCGGACAAGGCCACUCUGAUUGAGCUAUUUGCUGGGGUAAACAAUAACGGGUUCACCAUUGAGGACGAGGAGCUGUCACACUUAGGCUCUGCGGUAUUUCCAGAUGUCGCUCUGAUGAACCACAGCUGUAGCCCCAAUGUCAUCGUGACCUACAAAGGGACAACGGCAGAAGUGAGAGCAGUGCAGGACAUUAGUCCCGGAGACGAGAUCUUCAACAGCUACAUAGACCUACUGUAUCCAACAGAAGACCGCAACGAGAGGCUGAUAGACUCCUACUUCUUUGAAUGUGAUUGUAAGGAGUGCACCACAAAAUCAAAGGACAAGGCCAAGAUGGCGCUUCGCAAGAACCUGAGCUCCACCCCCACGCCCGAGGAAAUCCGAGAAAUGGUGACGUACGCCAAGAAUGUCAUUGAGGAGUUCAGGAGGGCCAAGCACUACAAGACCCCAAAUGAACUGUUGGAGAUUUGUGAGUUGAGUAUGGACAAGAUGGGGGCCAUCUUCGCGGACACCAACGUUUACAUGCUCCACAUGAUGUACCAAGCAAUGGGCGUGUGCCUCUACCUCCAGGACUGGGACGGAGCCAUGAAGUGGGGGGAGAAGAUCAUUAAGCCAUACAGUGUGCACUACCCUCCUUACUCUCUCAACUCUGCCUCCAUGUACCUGAAGCUGGGUAGACUAUAUUUAGGAUUGGAAAAGAAGUCACAGGGAGUCAAGGCUUUAAAGAAGGCAUUGGCCAUAAUGGAAAUUGCUCACGGCAAGGACCACCAUUACAUAGCAGAGGUCAAGAAGGAAAUGGAGGAGUGAAGAUCAGAGACGAUAUGGGAACUUGGGAAGUCGAUGUUUUGCAGGAAUGGGAAGCUUGAUCAGUCGAUGUUUUGCACCAACAGAACUGCAUGGCAUGCCUCUUCUUCAUACCUCUACACUGCAGUCCUCAUAGCCAAGCGAUGUCAGAAGAAUCUCCAACUCUUUCUAUUAAAUGUUACACAUGAUCUGUUGUUGUUGGAGCACACACCCUCUCUCAGCAUUUGCAAAUUUCUCAACUUCUCAACCAUCUUUUUAUCUCUUGAUAUUUUUGUGAGUUUGUUCAGUGUUUUGCGACAGCACCUUGUCAGAAAUUCUGCACUAAGAUAACAAGGGCUUUUUCUUUUCUUAUUUUUUAUUUUGUUGUCUAAAGGCAACAAAGCACCGAUGUCCUCAUGUUGACAAAAUACUGUAGUUAAUAAAUAAAUACACGUCUCUAUUGUAGCAGUGGAAGGAAACACAAAACAUUGUUUUUGAAACAGUGAGACAAGGAAUGUUUGCAAUUUUCAGUGUUGACAAUUCAUUCACAAUAAAACUUAAGAUAUUGCAUGAUUUAUUUUGCACAGAUCACAUUAUGCAUUAAUAAAAUGCAUAAUAUUUUAAUGUCUUUAUUAUCUACUGUAUGUGUUUGUUUCCAAUUGGCCGCCAUCAUAACCAGAUCACAGUGGUAAUGGUGCACUCCUCUUUCUUGUGUACCUUUUGUCUCUUCUGAGUUGUUGUUCUGUUGUUUUCACAUGUGGCAUGGGCCAUUCCGGAAUGCAAAAAAUAAUGACAAUAAAUAUGGUUCUUCUGUGUAUCCGUACUGCAUCAACAUUACAAUAAACCCCAAAUGGAAUUUGA
Engraulis encrasicolus (European anchovy) is the source of this 2432-nucleotide messenger RNA. RefSeq names its product SET and MYND domain containing 2a (gene smyd2a). Gene Ontology annotation, cellular component: nucleus. The coding region runs from base 288 to 1595 and encodes 435 amino acids. Lineage: Eukaryota; Metazoa; Chordata; Actinopteri; Clupeiformes; Engraulidae. Gene Ontology annotation, molecular function: protein binding. The record is from RefSeq and is a predicted model, not a curated record. The transcript is spliced from 12 exons.